CUUGUGGCUGGGCGAGCAGAUAGCCCGUCGAGAGGAGCUGCUCGAGGAGUGGUAUCAGUACUCGACAAAGUGUCUGUCUCUAGAACUGUCCGAGUCUAGGGGGGCGGUUCCCUCUCAACCUGCUCCUCCCAGCCACCAAGAUCCGAGUCGCCCGAGCACACCACAGAGCACCGACCAGGUUGCCAGAACGACUCAGGACAAGGAGCCACCGGAGCCAACUCAAGCGCCGCCGCAGGUCCAACAGGGAGCACAGCUGUAGCUGCCGACAGCGUCAGACCAAAGGCAGCGGAGGUUGCGGACGUGGACUUGUCCACAACGCUCGAUGUGCCCAAUGGAUCGGAUGAAAUGGGAGGACAGUCAGUGCAGGCCAAAGAAGAUGAUAUUAGGAAAGGGAGUGCUAGUGCUACGUCGCCAGUCAAAGAUCCAGCAGUGCGGCAGGCUUCACAGGAAGUGCGAAGCGCUGCCAUACAUAGCAAUGUGUCACAAGUGGAAGAUGACAAUUUCUGCAUUGGCUCGCGAAUGGCCCAAGUCCAGACACACCCACCCAGUGUGCGCUAUGGUACUGUGCGUUAUCGUGGACGUGUGGCGAAGAAAGAGGGCAGCUGGCUCGGCAUUGAGUGGGACGACCCUCUUCGAGGUAAACACGAUGGUCAACAUGAGGGUACGCGCUACUUCACUUGCUCUCGGCCUGGUCGUGUCGCGAGUUUCAUCAGGCCGCCAUCCGGUCUUUCUGCAACCCUCUUCAUAGGAGGCGUGGCCUUCCUUGAAGCUCUUGAGGCGAGGUACACGCAUCGCACGGAAGAACAGGUUGCGAGUGGAGAUGAUGCCGUCCCUUCGCGCCACACUCGAAAGACUGUCGCCGACAUCGACAUUGAGGUGCCAAACCUGGACAAAGUGAUCAACAAGGUCACGCAGCUAACAAGCUUAAAGACUGUCUCCUUGACUGGCCCUCCAGAGCACAAGGGGCCCGAGAAUGCACACGCCGUCUUGCCUGUAUCAAGCCGAAUAGAGGCGCUGAAGACGCUUAUAGGCAGAGUCGGCACUGGACCUAGUCUGAGCCUAAACGCUCGCCUUAUCGGCGGAACUAUACCGAACGUCAAUCACUUGGACCUGUCUCAAUCUCUCGUCUCUUCGUGGACAUCGAUCGCGUCGAUAACACGCCAUCUUGCCCACCUGCGGACGCUACGUCUCGACUUCAACCGGCUUCCUGCUCCAGGGUCGGAAGAGGAUCCCGGGCGCGAUAUGGUGGACACCUUGGCGCAUUCCGAAGGGUUCCAGCGACUCAAAGAGCUCAGUUUGAACGGGACACGAAUAGACUGGCCACACGUCUGCCGCCUAGCUCGACAUCUGCCUUCGCUGGAGGUUCUAGAGUUGAAUAGAAACUGUCUUGCUGGCAUCGAGAGCACUGUAGCCACUCAAGCACCUUCUCCACCCAUCUUCGGAUCUCUGCAAGAGCUGGAUCUCUCGAACAACGAAAUAGCGGAUUGGCAGAGCGUUGCCAUGGCCCUAUGUGAGCUCCCAGAGCUGGCCAAGUUGAACCUCGCCAAUAACAAGCUCGCCGUCAUACCUGCGCCAGACUGCACGCGCCGGGAGGAGAGAUUCCGGAGACUGGCCUCAAUCAACCUUUCUGGAAAUCCUCUCUUAAACCUACGAGGACCCGAUGACCUGCUCAUCGAGCUCGAUGUGGUCUGGACAUCGAUCUACGCCCUCGAUCUCUGGUUUACUCACGGCGAGCGUGACGACCCGGGUGUGCGAGUACUGAAAGCUUCUCCAGCGCAAUCUAACGAAGAGGCAGAGCUCGCUCAGUCAGACAAUCCCGAGCAGCUCUCUCCCAUUCAGCAAGAGCUGCAAAAGUGGAGCAUGAAUCUCAUCGCAAGGUUGCCACAUCUGAUGACUCUCAAUGGCACCGAUAUCUCCCCUCGUCAACGGAGAGACGCUGAGGACCAGUGGCUGAGCACUCUAGAGAGACGCCUUGAAAGCGCGGAAAGGAAUGUGAAGACACCCCAUGGGGAAGCUCUGGACAUCCUGACCAGAUCGCUCGAAAACAGAGAACCGCGCUGGCGGCCUCUCAGAGCCGCCCGUGGCUUACCCACUUUGGUCGAUGCUCUGCAAGCAUCUGAACAGCCAAUCGCAAACACGAUCAAAGCCAAUCUUAUCAAUCUCACGCUGCGCAUCAGCUCAGUGGCGCCAUCAGCGCCACUUGUCACCUCACCAUCAGAGCGCACUGUCACUGCCUUCAGUGUUCUACCUUCGCAAACACUGAAGGCGGUGCGACCUCGUGUUCUCAAGGCUCUGAAGAUUAAGCCGUCCGUUCUCAAUCGUGCAAAAGCCAAUCGGGAUCCAGAUGGAGAGGGCCAAGUCAGAUGGUACGGCGUUAUCCGGAAUGGCUCAGGCACCAAUCCAGUAGUAUUCGAGCUAGAUGACGACAUGCGGGAGCUCGCCUGGUGGGGAUUCACGGGCACGAGGGAGACUGGUCCUGAUGCGGCCACUGGGUCAUCUCAGCUUGCAGAUGAGAUCUGGCUCUGUCUUCCUGAAGCGGGAUUCAAUUUGUAGGCUUAGUCACAUUCAAUACCAUUACCUGCAGAGGCAGUUGAGACACGCGA
Microstroma glucosiphilum is the source of this 2603-nucleotide messenger RNA. Its product is annotated as RNI-like protein. Gene Ontology annotation, molecular function: protein binding. The transcript is spliced from 4 exons. The record is from RefSeq and is a predicted model, not a curated record. The coding region runs from base 346 to 2553 and encodes 735 amino acids. NCBI's taxonomy places the organism in Eukaryota, Fungi, Basidiomycota, Exobasidiomycetes, Microstromatales, Microstromataceae.